AUGCAACGGACAACAAGAAUCGGACUGCUCCAACUUGAGCCAACCUUCAAACAACCUGAGCUAUCAAUCCGACAAGCCGACAAUCUCAUCUCCUCAAUAGAACCUGACGAAAUCGAUUUGCUCAUCCUUCCAGAGAUGGCCUUCACCGGCUACAGUUUUCUCUCUUUUGAGGAUCUCGGGCCGUUUAUCGAGUCGGAGAUUGAUGGCAUAUCAAUAACGUGGGCUAAAAAGACAGCUCUAAAACUCAACUGCCAUAUAAUGAUUGGCUUCCCUCAACGAAUUUCAGAGCCAGGAGUGAGGCAGAUUUACAAUGCCUUGGGAAUAGUUUCCGAUCAGGGUGAGUUGAUAAAGGUUUAUCACAAGACUCAACUUUAUCCCCCAGUCGACGACAUCUGGGCUAGGCCCGGCGAAGGAUUCUUAGUCAUCGACCUGAACGUUGCAAGAUUGAACGGCAAGCCUGGUAACGCGGUCAGAUGUUGCAUUGGGAUUUGUAUGGAUUUAAGUCCCGAUCGAUUUGAAGCCCCAUUUGACGCAUACGAGCUCAGUAACUUUGCAGUCAAUCAUAAUGCCGAGAUGAUGAUAUGCUCCAUGGCGUGGCUAUCCUCAAGUCCGGUACCUGAUCCUCAUCAUACUGAAACUGGUAGGAGUUGGGAGGAAACCGGGGACACAAUGAAUUACUGGGCAAUGCGUUGUGCACCUUUUUGGAAAUUGAAAAAUAGAACGUUCGUUACUUGCAAUCGUGUCGGACAAGAACGCGACACAAUCUUUACCGGUACUUCUUGCGCGAUUUCAAAUUCACCAAUCUUAAAAAAGUCUUGUGCGGAUCACACCCUGACCAUAAUAGGUUAUGCUAGUAAACACAAUGCUCAACUAUUGAUUGUGAACAUACCCCUGCCUGAAAUUUAG
Messenger RNA from Puccinia triticina, 906 nucleotides. RefSeq lists its product as uncharacterized. The record is from RefSeq and is a predicted model, not a curated record. The transcript has 6 exons. Gene Ontology annotation, molecular function: protein-N-terminal asparagine amidohydrolase activity; protein-N-terminal glutamine amidohydrolase activity. Lineage: Eukaryota; Fungi; Basidiomycota; Pucciniomycetes; Pucciniales; Pucciniaceae. The coding region runs from base 1 to 906 and encodes 301 amino acids. Gene Ontology annotation, biological process: protein catabolic process.